AGACGGCCCAGAACUGACUCUAGAACCACAACACCACCACGGUCAGCCGCUGUACGGAAUGACGCUAAACCCCCUCUUCCACCGCGUAAAACAAGUAUGUCGUCGUUAACGGCUAAGUCAGUCCCUCUGAAGCUACAGGAGAAAACUCCAGCCACGAAGAUGGAAACAAAAUGCAGGAAACUUAAAGGGGAGAAGCUAUCGGGAACGGCUGUCGUACUUGUCGCCAAAACUACCCUCGUUCGGUACUUGUCUCAGCUACUGCUCAAGGAAACCAGUGACAGUAUUUUAGUUAUGGAUGUUCCUCGCGAACUCAAAGAUUACUUCCGGGUAGGCGACCAGUGGUUGAAGGUUAAUGAUACUAUGCUGAAAAACGUCCACUUUGCCCGAGACUGUGUUCGAAUGUCAGACAAACCAGAGAUCGAGAUCACGCUAAAGAGAAUCCCGUUUGGAACAAUCUGUGACUUCCAAUGGAAUUCAGAUAAUGUUGACGACAUAGGGUUGAAACUCCAAGGAAAUGAGAUUGAGCGUGUAUCUCAAGACGGUCUGGCUCAUCGCAGAGGAUCUCUACAGUCUAACGAUACGACUUGUCUGAACAGUGCGGGCUUGAGAUGCAACUACGUCAUCACUGAGGUCAACUUUGACUGCGUCCACCCCGAUGCAUCUACGGAACAGGUAUGGGAGAUGAUCAAGAAGGCAGAGGGCAUUGUCAUUCUCAUCCUCCACCCCGUGGACUUCCGUACCGUUCAGAGGGGCUACGACAUCGACGAAAAUGACGUGUACCAAAACGUAGGUCGAUCUAGCAACAUGCGCAAUGGAACCUUUUAGAGAAGUGCUAUACAAUAGCUUACAACCACGUAACAUGACAAAUAUUGAUCUAAGAUCAUUCACUAAAGACCCUCAAAGGAGCUACAGAGGGUCUAGAACAAGUGUGUACCAGAACAAUCCCCAAUUACACGAGAACAUUAUAUCGUGAUCCAGGCCAUUAGCGUUAUGCAAUUUUAGAGGAGCUACAAAUUGGCUGACAACAGCAUGGUAAUUAUGAAAAGCUCCGAACUUAACAGGUCACUCAAUGAACACGUUGAUUCUAACUUCAGAGAAACUUCAUCAUGGAUGCACAAUGCGAAUGCAUGAUUAAACAUUUGGAUCUUAGGUUAUUCUUAUCCAAAAUGCUUCAUUGAACUUUGAGGGAGCUAC
Strongylocentrotus purpuratus (purple sea urchin) is the source of this 1194-nucleotide messenger RNA. RefSeq lists its product as uncharacterized. The coding region runs from base 97 to 825 and encodes 242 amino acids. The record is from RefSeq and is a predicted model, not a curated record. The transcript has 6 exons. Lineage: Eukaryota; Metazoa; Echinodermata; Echinoidea; Camarodonta; Strongylocentrotidae.